CUUUACAAUGACGUCUCUAUACUCGCAUUUUAUAACAAGGCCUGCACAGUCACAAGCCCAGUUCCCCUGACCUUCUUCGUGCUUCCUAUGGCAAGAAGGCUCCUUAAUAACUGCGUGAAAACUCGGUCCGGACCGUAAACAAGCUACGUCUAAUUUGAUGUGGGCCUCGUGCCGGGCUGACUUGUCGACGGUACUAGUGCCGUGCAAGUGCUCGACGCCGCGGAGGUGGAUGGCCCCCGCAGACCCGGGCUCCUGGCGCAGAGCCACAGGACUGUGCGCCUGGCGCACAGCUGGUGCUGAAAGUGGUGAUGUCUUGCCAGGCGUUCUGUAGCGUGGUGAUACGGGAUAAGGGAGGCGAUCCAGGCGCUCUGUAGCGAGGUGGUACGGGAUAGGGGAGGUGGAUCGACGCACCCAGCAUGCACGGGGAGGCGGCGGCGGCCCAUUUAUCCGGCAAGCUGCUCACUCAUGAUCAUUAUAUAGAUCAGCGCUCCGCACAGGCUGCAUGACCAAUGGACGCCCGGUCUGUAAGUACGGUGAGGCGCGAUAAGAGGAACACAGCACGCAGCGAGAUACGUAGCAGCUCCACCAAGCUGCACAUCCAUGCACCAGCGCCGACCACCGUGCCGACCAACGCCACCAUGGAACCGGCAGUCCGCUUAGUCCUGCUUCCCCUCCUUCCACGAAACGCAAUGCGAAGGGUGCACAUGCAUAGGGCGCGUCAGAUGUACGCCAUGGAGGUGGAGCCGGCGCCCGCAGCGGGCCCGGCGCCGCGCGGCGGUAGCGGCGGCCGCGGGCGCACCACAGCCCAGCGGCCGCCGCCGUCCCCGCGGCUCCCGUCGCCCGACCCGUCAUUGCGGCGCAGCCGCCGCUCGGCACCAGCGCCGGUACCAGCGCCGCUGCCGCAGGCGGGGCGUCCGUCUUCGCCUCCGCCGCCAGCAGCGCUCCGGCACACGCCGCUGCUUCCACUGCCGCCGCCGCUGCCGCCGCCACCGCCGCUCCCGGGGGCACCACCACCUCCACCGCCUCCUGGCGGUGCCGGCGGGCCUGCCGCCAUGUUGGUGGAUCCUCGGUCGGCGUUGGGGCGGCGCAGCCCUCAGGAGGCCGACGGCCUCGAUAAGGCCCCUGCCGCCACGCGCGCGGACACCCGCGCCAUCGGGGUCGUGGGCUCUGGCCUGCGGGCUGGCUUCCUGUUGCCGCCGGCUGGGCGGCGGCUGGCGCCUUCGGUGGCUGGAGCGGACGGCGGCGCUGCUGCGCGCGUGGGCAGCUCCCUGGCUGCAGGAGGCCCGUCUGGCGGUGGUGGCGGCGAGCCCGGCGGUGGUGCUGGGGCGGCGGCCGUGGGCCCGGACCCUGAUAUGGGUGGUGGCUAUGCGACUACGGGACCAUCCUGUCCGCGGCGGACGUCGUGGCCUUGCUGGCUGACCACGAUGAGGCCCCCAGCCCCGGCACUACCUUUGAGGCGGUCUUGCAACAGCGAGCGUUACCUUCGAGGCGGUCCUGCAGCAGGUGCUGUGGGAUGCGAGUGAUCAGUUCGCGGUGUGCUGUCGUGGCACUGGGUGCACUCUGAUCCUGAGGUCCCUCCGUGGGGACGUCCGCGCCUGGGAGCGGGAAUGGGUGGCAGACGGUGGCCCUCCCGUGUGCCCGCGCGGCCUGGUGCCGCAGCUGCUAGAGGUCGCGGACGCGGAGUUGUUGCGGGCGCUCUGGGAGCGGCCCUGCUAGUGUGCUGACCCGGUUUGGUGGCGUGUUGUGCGUGUGCGCCUGCGUUUGUUUGUGCGCCGGCGGUUGUUCCUGUGCGAUAGCUGGUCUGCUUUGUUGUGGAGGUCGGUUGGCUGCUGCCUGUGUGCCCCGGCUUGCGUGAGGCCCGUGCCCCGGUUUGUUGCGGGUGGGGGCUGUGUGACUGCGCGUGGUCGUGCGCCUGCUGUGGUUCCCGUGCAGUCGCUUUGGACUGCUUCGUUGCUGGGUCAGUUCGCGCGGCCGCUUCGUUCAGCGUGCGGGCGUGACGGUCGGGUAGCUGCUGCCUGUGUUCCCUGGCCUGCUUGGGACCCGGGGCCCGGCUUGCAGUGUAUUGGUCCUCCCCCCCGAGCCGUUUGUCCUGGUUUGUCUUGCAGUAUGAUCUCGAAUUCUCGAUCCAGCGCAAGGCUGCUCCAUCUAUGCUUAUCUGCUUCGAGUGCAGGUCUCUUUCUUUUGACUCGGGUUGGUUGGCGUGCCCGGGUCCCUGGACCGGCGCACCCUUACCCCUGUAUGGCACGCCAGUAUGCCGGUAUCGCAUUUCACCGGCAGAGCAGGGUUAACCGGCCCAUUCAACCGGGUUGAGGGGAUGGUGUCACGGUUGCAUUCCGGUGGAACGUGGCACUAAUAUGUUUCUGAGAGAGUAGUUACAAGA
Messenger RNA from Chlamydomonas reinhardtii, 2380 nucleotides. RefSeq lists its product as uncharacterized. The record is from RefSeq and is a predicted model, not a curated record. Bases 705 to 1523 code for a protein of 272 amino acids. The transcript has 2 exons. NCBI's taxonomy places the organism in Eukaryota, Viridiplantae, Chlorophyta, Chlorophyceae, Chlamydomonadales, Chlamydomonadaceae.